Myotis myotis is the source of this 2426-nucleotide messenger RNA. RefSeq names its product lymphatic vessel endothelial hyaluronan receptor 1 (gene LYVE1). Gene Ontology annotation, biological process: cell adhesion. The transcript has 6 exons. The coding region runs from base 215 to 1186 and encodes 323 amino acids. Gene Ontology annotation, cellular component: plasma membrane. Gene Ontology annotation, molecular function: transmembrane signaling receptor activity; hyaluronic acid binding. The record is from RefSeq and is a predicted model, not a curated record. NCBI's taxonomy places the organism in Eukaryota, Metazoa, Chordata, Mammalia, Chiroptera, Vespertilionidae.
GCCUGAGCAUUCAAGGGGCGUCACUCACUUCCCUCAGUGACCUUGACAAGUCAGAAGCUUGAAAACAGGGAAAUCCGGAUGUCUCGAUUAUGAAGUGGAGCAGUGGGGACCACAACAUAUUUCCAGAAGUCUCCAUCCAGACUGGUGAUUGCAUGCCUUUGUUACUGCCAGUGGCUGUCUGAGGUGUUCCUCUGGCUCUGAAGGGGUUGGCACAAUGACCAAGUACUUCAGCCUGGUGUUGCUUCUUGCCUCCAUCUGGACCACAAGGCUUUUGGUUCAAGGCUCUGUCCAGGUAAAAGAACUUUCCUUCUUAGUGCAAUGCAGAAUUAUGGGAGUCACCCUUUUGACCAAAAAGACAAAUGUGCAGCUGAAUUUCACAGAAGCCAAGGAGGCCUGUGAGCUGAUGGGACUAACUUUUGCCAGCAAAGAUCAGGUUGAAGCAGCAUGGAAGUCUGGCUUUGAGACUUGCAGCUAUGGAUGGGUUGCAGAUCAGGUCUUAGUCAUCCCUCGGAUUCACCCAAACCCGAAGUGUGGAAAGAACGGGAUAGGUGUCCUGGUUUGGAGAAAUUCACCCAGCCAAAAGUUCAGGGCCUAUUGUCACAACUCAUCUGAUACUUGGAUUAACUCAUGCUUUCCACAAAUUACUACCACCAAAGAUCCCAUAUUCAACACUCAAACUGCAGCAUACACACCAGAAAUGACUGAUACUGACACCAUACACUCAGCAUUGUCUACUGAUACACUGUACUCUACUACAACUCCUUCUGCCCCUACUCGGGAUCGGGCUACCAUUUCUCCACGAAAAACAAAAUUAAUUUGCAUAACAGAAGUUUUUAUAGAAACUACCACCACAUCUACAGAAACUGAAUCACCUAUUGAAUAUAAAACAGCAUUCAAGAAUGAAGAUGUUGGAUUUGGAGGUGUUCCCACGGCUCUGCUAGUGCUUGCACUCCUCUUCUUUGCCGCUGCAGCUGGUCUCGCCAUUUGCUACGUCAAAAGGUAUGUAAAGGCCUUCCCUUUUACAAACAAGAAUCAGCAGAAGGAAAUGAUUGAAACCAAAGUAGUGAAGGAGGAAAAGGCUGAUGAUGGCAACCCUGGUGAGGACUCAAAGAAAACAGAUAAAAAGCCAGAAGAGCCCAACAGUCCACCCAAAACUACAGUGCGGUGCAUGGAAGCUGAAGUUUAGAAGAGAAAAAAAUGAGAGCACACACGUGAGGCUGAUUUCUUGCCUGACACAUAUCCUGGCUCCAGAUGGGGAAACUAAAAGGGCUAAAGGACCAAACAAGAAAGUCCAGCCUUGCUUCCUAACUGGAAUCAACUCAGGGCUAUCUUUGGACUAUGUAGGUAAUGAAACCAAAGUGAAUUCCUGUUUUACUGCAAUCCUUGCUGAACCCUAUCCUCCUGCCUCCAAAGCUUCCCACAGCUUUUCUGGCCUCGUUAUGUCCUAAUAAUAUCCCAGUGAGAGAAUGGAGCUAACAAGUACAAGGAUCUAAAACAGCUAAUCUGAACACAUUUGUAAAGAGACCUCUCAGCUGGCUGAGAACAGGUGAGUUGAGAGCCAAGAAACCACCAAAACCAAGGCUUUCUCUAUUGACUCCACAGCCCAGAUCCCUUCUUCAGCUCUGAAAGGAAAACAUUUAUACCACCUGGCAUAUCCUUCUGAGCCAGGCAAGAGCAAAAGAAGGAAGGAAAAGUUUAGUAACUGAAGGCCAUAGAGAUUCCCGUGACUUGAGACCUGAUCUCUGUAAAGCCAAAAUAAACAGAGGAAAAUAAUGAGGCUGAGGAUAUUGACAGCAAUUAUCAGCAGAGACUACAAAUACAGAGAGGGUCAAAGUAUUCAUCUCUGAAUAAUUGGAGUUGGAAUCACUUUUUAGAACAUACACACAUUUUCUUUUCUUUUUCUUUUGCUGCUGCUAUUUUCUGUAGAAAAAUAUACUUUUGCAAGAAACCAAAAAAAUCUCUUAGAAAUUUCUAUUUUUAUCUGGGUGAUAGAUAUUAUUACUGAGGAAAAUUACUGUGUUAAAAAGCAAUGAAGUUUAACAAACAUUUGCUGAAUAUCUACUAUAUAUUAGGUAUUGUGCAAGGUAUUACAUUCUGUAAUUGAACAUAUUCAUCAAAAGAUUGCACAUAGUAUAAUAAUGUCUGAAGUUAAUUGUUUUGUUUUGAUAUCCCUAGCUUAUCCUCUUUUAAAACUAAUUUUUUUGCUGAGACUAACCUAUUAAUUAUUUUCUCUAAUAUGAUAACCAUUAGGACCUUAAUUUAUUAUUAACAUACUUAAAAAAAUACAUUACCUUUAUAAAAUAAUACACAUUUUUAAUGUCAUUAAAAAAUGUAUCACUAGCUCUCCAUUUUCCAGCAAGAAGAACCCGAGAAGUGCAGAAAUAUUUAUAAAUAUUUGUGCCAAAAAUAAAAGUAUUUAGAAAACU